UUCAAAUGAGUUCGUUUCGUGAGCCCAACCCGAGCUUUUACCCGAAUGUCGACAUUUUAGAUUUUUUCGGUGGCAAAAAUUCACUUAAUAAAUAAUGGUUGCUUGUCCAGAGGACGUCGCCAAUUCUGUGCUGAGUAUUCCGAAAUAUUGCAUGAUUUUGGGAGGAAUAUGGACUUUAGCCUUGCCCACGCAAAAUCGUAUUCUUAACGCCAUUUAUAAAGUUUAUUCAAUGCUCGUAAAGAUAUACCUGCCGACAUUUUUAGUCUCGAUGUACAUCCGAUUCGGAUUAACAAUGACCACGGAGUUUUCAAAAAAGAACCCGCAAGACUUGUUUAAAUAUUUCGGCUACGUCGUUUCUUUGUCGAUCGCAGUAUUCGCAGCUAUACUGUGCCAGAGAACCAAGGUGGUGCAAUUUAUAACGUACGUGCAAGAAGAAGAACAAAAAAUUGGGGAAACGGAUGAUCCGGAUAUCCACCAAUGCUAUUCCGAAACAUUGAAAUUCUGCCGAAAGUUUAACAUAGCUGUUAUCGCGUUCAUGUCCAACGCGGCUGUAGGUAUGACUUCGGAAAACUUAACUGCCCGAUUUGAAAUUGACAAGUACAAUCGGCAACAUAAUGAGAGCAUGGAGAAGCCGUUCUUCUACGAACUGUAUUACUUCAAUCUCGACAAAGAGAAACACUCAUUGUUUUUAUUGGUCAUGAAUUGCCUCUUCGUGCUUAUUAACAGUUCGGUGGUUGCCUCUACAAGAAUGCUGUUUAUGACCAGCAUUAUUUUUAUCUCUUCUGCGUUGAGCAUCCUGCAAAUCAAAUUCGAGAAAAGUAUGAAUCAACAAGAGAAGGCAUUGGAAAUAACAAAAAUGCUCGUAGUAGAACAUCAAGACGUUAUUCGGGCAACCAAAAACUUAAACGAAUGUAUAAAAUACCUUAUUUUCAUGGAAUACCUCUUAAAUUCGCUCACGUUGGCUACCCUUGCGAUUAUUCCGCUACUAACGUCGAAACGCAGCAUGUCUCCGGUGCUGGCAUUCGGGGUCAUAUUUACGCUUAUUAUGGUAUUGGGAUAUAGCGCCAAUGAAAUACAAAUUCAGAGCUCGUCACUGGCAGAUGCCCUUUACGAAUGUCGCUGGUACGAACAAAACGAAACAACGAAGAAAAUGUUAUUCACUAUGUUAAUUCGAGCUCAAAAACCUCUUGGUUUGACGAUAGGCCCUUUUGCUAUGACGAUCGAUUCAUCUUUAAAGAUUAUUAAGACAUCUUAUUCAUAUAAGAUUUAUCUGUCAAGUCAAGAUCUACCCUUGUAUUAACCGGACAGAAAUAUGCGUGUCCUAUUCAUAUCUAGAUCCCGGUGUUGAAUGGAAGAUACUUCUAAGAUGCUGGCAUAUUAAAUGGAAUUGAUAGACCAUACUGUGACUUAU
Cylas formicarius (sweet potato weevil) is the source of this 1411-nucleotide messenger RNA. RefSeq names its product odorant receptor 49b-like. The record is from RefSeq and is a predicted model, not a curated record. Gene Ontology annotation, cellular component: plasma membrane. Gene Ontology annotation, biological process: detection of chemical stimulus involved in sensory perception of smell; sensory perception of smell. Gene Ontology annotation, molecular function: olfactory receptor activity; odorant binding. The coding region runs from base 95 to 1300 and encodes 401 amino acids. NCBI's taxonomy places the organism in Eukaryota, Metazoa, Arthropoda, Insecta, Coleoptera, Brentidae. The transcript is spliced from 7 exons.